AUGUGGAAGGGUUUGAUUGUGUUAUUGAGUUUUAGCGGCUUUGAAAUCAUUGCCGAUGGUGAAAGGAUCGCAGAGGAAAAGUGCAAAGAGUACCAGCAAUUAACUGCUUUGCGAAGUUAUAUUCUUCCACUACCAAUGCAUGCUCCACCAAUUGAUGUAACGUCUCACCGUUGUAAGAACGUCGUAGAACUUAUCGCUGGUGGUAAACCUGCUCAAAACGGCGAGUUCCCGCAUCAUGCCUUGCUGGGCUACAGCAAGAACGGUGCUAAAUAUGAGUAUAAGUGUGGUGGAACGCUUAUCAGUGAUCAACAUGUGCUGACCGCUGCUCAUUGCUUUGCUACGGAAUACCCAUCAGUUGUUAGACUUGGGGUAUACGACAUCUUAAAGGACGCCGGCCACGAGGUUGCCAUUGAAGGGUUUUUGAGGCAUCCCGACCACCGCUACACGAAAGUCUACCACGAUAUUGCACUAGUGAAGCUGGAACAGCGAGUGUUUUUAGAUGCAAAUAUCCGCCCGGCCUGUCUUUGGGACUCGGAGAUUCGCAACACCUCCAAGUACAUUGCGACCGGAUUUGGCAAGAAUGAAACGCAAGGGGAACGCACUACGCAAAUGAUGAAGGUAGUGUUGGAAGAGUUCCCGGUACAGGAUUGUUAUUCCAGGUACAGGUUUUCGUCGCGCUUUGGCCUUGGAAUAACCGACGGUCAACUGUGUGUUGGCAGCAAUACGAGGGGUCGAGAUACAUGCAUCGGAGACUCUGGCGGUCCGCUGCAGACGGUGACCAAUCCAACCACCUGCACGUUCCAUGUUGUCGGGGUUACAUCGACGGGUCUCGGUGGGUGCGGUGUUGGUAAGGCGAGAGCAGUAUACGUCAAGGUUUCCCAUUACAUCGGCUGGAUUGAAGACAACAUUGUAUGUUGUUUGAACUGUGAGUGA
Messenger RNA from Anopheles coustani, 933 nucleotides. RefSeq names its product serine protease snake-like. The record is from RefSeq and is a predicted model, not a curated record. The transcript is spliced from 4 exons. Gene Ontology annotation, biological process: proteolysis. Lineage: Eukaryota; Metazoa; Arthropoda; Insecta; Diptera; Culicidae. Gene Ontology annotation, molecular function: serine-type endopeptidase activity. Bases 1 to 933 code for a protein of 310 amino acids.